Acinonyx jubatus (cheetah) is the source of this 447-nucleotide messenger RNA. It is a transcript of the gene MTLN, whose product is annotated as mitoregulin. Bases 40 to 210 code for a protein of 56 amino acids. Gene Ontology annotation, cellular component: mitochondrial inner membrane. The record is from RefSeq and is a predicted model, not a curated record. The transcript has 2 exons. Gene Ontology annotation, biological process: positive regulation of mitochondrial membrane potential. NCBI's taxonomy places the organism in Eukaryota, Metazoa, Chordata, Mammalia, Carnivora, Felidae.
CCGCCGCGCCGUAGGUCAGGCUGCACGCCGCCGGCUGCCAUGGCGAACGUGUCCGAGCGGACGCUUCAGCUGUCUGUGCUGGUGGCCUUCGCGUCUGGAGUGCUCGUGGGCUGGCAGGCGAACCGGCUGCGGAGGCGCUACCUGGACUGGAGGAAGCGGAGGCUGCAGGACAAGCUGGCGGUGACUCAGAAGAAGCUGGACUUGGCCUGAGACCCCGCGCGCGCCCGCGCGCCCACCUCGCCUUGCGCUGGCGGGGCCUCCGGCGGGGCUCCGACACGUGACCUACGGUCUCCGUACACACUGUGCAGCGCCUUGCUCUUGAUGGAGUCGGUGAGCGGUACUGACGCAGUUUGUCGAAGAUGGAUACAGAACACUGGACAGAUCUAAUUUCUCCUUGCACUUUAUGAGUCAAUUUUAUUUUCAAAAUAAAAAAAAAUUUUAAACCUC